AAGGGAUAUUUUCACAAUGUAUACUUUUAAUUGUCCUAUAAUCCACGAAAACUUGUAAUAUUCGUAUAGUUUUUCACUCAUUUUGAGGAAAUUGAACGGAUAAUCUUGUACUCAUUUUGAAUAGCUUAAUUUUGAUAAAAAAUAGUUAUAUUUUGUGGUUUUUAAAUUCUGUUUGGAUCCCAUUUUACAUCUGACAGUAAAGAGAAUAGCGGAGAAUGCCUCACAAUAUGGUCUACCUGUGUAUCAGGCAUACAGGAUUAGCGAACACCUGAGAACAGGUAAAAACGGAAGUCAGUAGGCUACCUGAAUGUCCUGUGCCUGGUGGGCCUUAAGUCAGUGUCGUCUGCAAUCAUCAACACCUGUGUAUCUACUUAAGUCUACCCGAAUAUUUCGUAAUUAGUGCGUUGUUUUGUUAAUUGGAACAAUGAAGACUGGUUGGAAAGUUGUCGCUGACAUAUUCGUUUAUUUGGCAGUAUCGGCCUUCACCUUUAUGCUGGUGUUUGAUAAGAUACCGAUGAUUCGGCCGUUUGAACGAGGUUUCUACUGUGACGACCAAAGCAUCAUGUAUCCUAUAGUAGAGGAAUCCAUUGAUGACGGAACCAUCAUCGCCAUGUCCCUCCUCAUCUUCCCAGCAGCCGUUAUCAUUGUGGAGUUGUUUUAUGCCUGUUACAACGGUUCUUGUUCAGACAUAAGAGGGACGAUGUGGGUAUACAUUAAAAACCUGUACAGAACCGUCGGCUCGUACCUGUUUGGCGGCACAGCUACCAUUCUUGUUGUAGAAACACUUAAACUUUUCUUUGGACGUCUCCGACCCAAUUUUAUUGCGAUGUGCAGACCUAACUUCACAGCUAUCGACUGUACACAAGGAUUUAUAAGAGAAUUCCACUGCAACGAAACAGACGAAGAAGUUUUAGCUGAUCUAAGGAAAUCAUUUCCAUCAGGACAUUCAGCAGCUGCAGCCUAUGGCAUGCUAUUUUUAGCGGUGUACCUUCAAUUCCGACUGCUCCUUAAAUGGGUUCGUCUCCUCCGACCUCUCCUUCAGACCCUCGUCAUCAUAUUGGGUGUGUUUAUUUGUGCAUCACGUCUCCAAGACUAUCGUCAUCAUCCCGGUGACGUCAUAGGCGGAGCUAUUGUUGGGGCAUUAGGGUGUCUUUUAACAGUCAUUUUUCUUUCUGACAAAAUGCAUUAUAUGAAUCGCUCCUACCUAAGAAAGAUGGAAGAAUUAAAUAAGACACAAAUGCAGAUGGGACAGUAUUAUAAAGGAAACGACAAUUUCGCGUUUAGAGACAGUGCAUUCAGUAUCAACAUGAAUCAACUUUCUGUGAAAAAUGGACAAGAUCGCCAUAGUGAAACAGCCCUGCCAUAGACCAAAAUGCCGUCACCCUGGGACAGGCCUGUUACGGACAUUACUUACUGAAAGUUGAUACCCAAAACAUUGCUUUAUAAAAUACCGUGUGAGAUGUUUUAUCCUGAUGUUAAACUUUUAACAACCAAAGACUGUUCGGUAAUACGAGCAUGCAGUUUUGCUCCAAGUGCUUCAACUUCGUCCUAAAUGUCUUCCUAUGCAAAUGUAAACACGUGAGACGUUUGUGACACCGAGUACAUAUGCGUAUAAUUAAACAUCACAUGACCAUUGCUUACACAAACAGAAGAACAGCGUUAUUCAAAACAAAAAAUAUUGUUCAUGUCAGGUUGUCUUAUACACUAAGGUAUAGAUACUAAUCUAUUCUAUUAUUAUUUGACGUGGUAUAUGAUAUAUUAUCAGAAUGCGUUUUAUAAAUUAUGGCGGAACUCGAAUCGGUAUUUGAAAAUGAUGGCAAAAUGAUCAAUUUUUGCUAAAGCGUUCUUCUGUGUUUUUCUCAGCUUUUUUCACUCGGUGUAUAUUUUACCAUAUCACAUAAACAAAUAAUGAUUAUUUCGUUAAUUGAAAGAAACCUACAUAGCAUGUAUAUAUCCUUGUUAAAAUGUAUGUUAACAUUCCGUAGCUGAUACCUUUAAAUAGUAAAAGCAAUACAUGCUGUACAUAAAGAAGGUCCUCAAAACACAGUUUAUAUUAUGUUAGCUCGCCAGGGGUAAUGUUGUCUUUAU
Messenger RNA from Mizuhopecten yessoensis (Yesso scallop), 2088 nucleotides. RefSeq names its product phospholipid phosphatase 3-like. Gene Ontology annotation, molecular function: phosphatidate phosphatase activity. Lineage: Eukaryota; Metazoa; Mollusca; Bivalvia; Pectinida; Pectinidae. Gene Ontology annotation, biological process: signal transduction; phospholipid dephosphorylation; phospholipid metabolic process. The record is from RefSeq and is a predicted model, not a curated record. The coding region runs from base 425 to 1366 and encodes 313 amino acids. The transcript has 6 exons.